Messenger RNA from Lycium ferocissimum, 1984 nucleotides. Its product is annotated as ankyrin repeat-containing protein At5g02620-like. Gene Ontology annotation, cellular component: plasma membrane. Gene Ontology annotation, molecular function: protein phosphatase 1 binding; protein phosphatase regulator activity. The transcript is spliced from 3 exons. The record is from RefSeq and is a predicted model, not a curated record. The coding region runs from base 212 to 1837 and encodes 541 amino acids. Lineage: Eukaryota; Viridiplantae; Streptophyta; Magnoliopsida; Solanales; Solanaceae.
AACAGAUAAUUAUUCGGUCCAUAUUUAGGGUAAAAUGCUCCCUAAAAUAGGCUUGUUUAUUCAAGAUUCAAACUCGAGACGUCUAAUUACCACCCGCCACAACCCUGGUUGCUUUGAGCACUUAUUAUAUUACAUGUUGACUUUAAAGACUUUGAUACAAUAAAAGGGGAAACUUUUAAAGAACUGUUAGAAAUUUUAGCUGAAAGUAAUAAUGGAUUCCUCUGUUGAGCAGCAAAAAGUUUCUGUGAAGAAGAUGACUAAACAGUUAACAGGAAAAAGAGGAGACACACAAAUCCAUUCAGUUGUAAGAAGUGGGAAUCUUGAAUUGGCUUUAGAGAUCAUUAAUGGAUGUGAUGAAGGAGAAUUGGUUGAAUUGUUGUCUAAACAGAACCAAUCUAGUGAAACUGCUCUUUAUGUUGCUGCUGAAUCUGGUCAUUUGGUUUUAGUGAAAGAGUUGAUCAAGUAUUAUGAUAUUGGUUCAGCUGGUAUAAAGGCUAGAAAUGGAUAUGAUGCAUUUCAUGUUGCUGCUAAACAGGGUGAUUUUGAAAUGGUGAAGGUACUAUUGGAGGCAUUUCCUCAGCUAUCAGUUACAUUUGACCAGUCAAAUUCCACAGCACUGCACACUGCUUCUGCACAAGGCCAUAUUGAAGUUGUCAAUUUCCUGUUGGAGACUAAUAGCAGUUUAGCCACAAUACCGAAGAACAAUGGCAAAACGGCGCUUCAUGCUUCAGCAAGAAAUGGGCAUGUUGCAGUUGUGAAGGCGCUUUUAAGCAAAGAAGAAGGGAUUCUAAAUUGGAGAGAUAAAAAGGGACAGACUGCUCUUCAUAUGGCUGUCAAAGGCCAAAGUGUUGAUGUGGUUAAUGAGCUUAUUCAAUCAGAUUCUACUUUGGCUACAAUUAUUGAUGGAAAGGGUAAUACUGCCUUGCAUAUUGCAACGCGAAAAGGCCGCAUAGAGAUCGUUCAAGCAUUGGUGAAGGACAAAAGAAUGAAGUGGGAUGCGAUUAAUAAAUCUGGUGAGACAGCUCUUGACACUGCUGAGAAAGCACGAAAUUCAGAGAUAGCAACAAUUCUAAAAGAACAUGGUGUCCUGACUGCAAAGGACAUGAAACUAGCAUUACCAACACGUUCAGCCAAAGAACUGAAACAAAGUGUUAGUGACAUAAAACACGAUGUUCACUACCAGCUCGAGCACACUUUCCAAACACAAAAAAGAGUGAAAAACAUAGCGAAGCGCCUCAACAAAAUGCACUCGGAAGGGCUCAACAACGCAAUAAGUUCCACCACGGUCGUCGCCGUUCUUAUUGCCACCGUUGCUUUUGCUGCCAUAUUUAAUCUACCAGGUCAAUAUACCGACAACCCUAAGAAUAUACCUCCCGGAUACUCAUUAGGAGAAGGAAGGAUUGCUCCUCAACCGCCUUUCGUGAUUUUCUUCAUAUUCGACUCUCUUGCACUCUUCAUAUCAUUAGCUGUCGUGGUGGUUCAAACAUCAAUUGUGGUCGUUGAAAGACGAGCCAAAAAGCAAAUGAUGUCAAUUAUCAACAAGCUAAUGUGGAUGGCUUGUGUAUUCGUGUCCGUAGCGUAUCUUGCAUUGUCUUAUAUAGUUGUAGGUAAAGAAGAGAGAUGGAUGGCAAGUGCAGUAGCUUCUAUGGGAACUUUUAUAAUGGUCGCAACGCUAGGGACACUGUGUUAUUGGGUAGUUAUGCAUCGGAUUGAGUCUUCGAAUUUGAGAAGUCAACGGAAAUCCGCUCGGAGUAGCAAAUCGUUGUCACGGUCCAUAUCGGUCAUGUCAGAAUUAGAGAUCCCUGAAGACGAGUAUAAGAAACUAUAUGCUAUAUAGUUCUUCUAUGCCUUGUAUCUAGCUGUUAGCCAAUGUAUAUUCUUGUGUUAUUAUAAUUUUUGAUCCUUACACUUCAAGCUUCAAUGCAGUUGCUCUAGUUUUUUGUGGUAUAUGAGCAAGAUAAUGGGAAGCGUAGGAUUUUUAGCA